GAGGGUGCCUUUGGUUUUUUGAUUUGCGUCUCAGGAUGAAAGUCUUAAAGGGAGCGCUGCUGCUGCUGCUGCUAGCUGUUGCUAACUCAAAGCCAGACCACCAUCACGAUCACCAACACAAUCACACGGAUGAAAAGACUGCGGACCCCGAUCAAUGCCAGGUCCUACAGAUGCUCGCCGAAGACAACCUGCAGCAGGUUUUGGGGGACUGGGUUCUGGUCUGGGCGGUGUCGGACCACCAAGAGGGUCAGGACAUCCUGAAGAACCUCAGCAGCUCCCGAGUAGAGAUGAGACUUCAGGAGGACAAUCAGACCCUGAUGUUCACCAAGAGGAACCUCUUCAGUGACAACAAGUUCCUCAACUACCACAUCAACAUAUCCAUGGAGCUCCUGCACAACCCCAACCAAACAAUGCACCCCAUCGAAGGCAAAAAGAGACUUGAAUUUGUCCUCACUUCUCAGACCUUCAUUUCCAACUCUUCUCAUUUAAAGUCAGAAUCUGAAGCUCGGACAGAUUUGCUAUCAGCUGGACGUGAGUUUUAUUUGGUGGAGAACCUCGGGCCAGGCCAUCUGUUAGUACUGGCAGGACCCACGCUGCCUGGCGCUCCUGAACGCAGCGCGGGUCGCUGCUCGGAAAAAAUGUUGAAGAGGAAAUAUUAG
This is a messenger RNA of Notothenia coriiceps (black rockcod), 659 nucleotides long. RefSeq lists its product as uncharacterized. Bases 36 to 659 code for a protein of 207 amino acids. NCBI's taxonomy places the organism in Eukaryota, Metazoa, Chordata, Actinopteri, Perciformes, Nototheniidae. The record is from RefSeq and is a predicted model, not a curated record. The transcript has 4 exons.